Paramecium pentaurelia is the source of this 2589-nucleotide messenger RNA. NCBI's taxonomy places the organism in Eukaryota, Ciliophora, Oligohymenophorea, Peniculida, Parameciidae. The record is from the annotation of a GenBank genome assembly.
AUGCAGAACUAGCUCAGAUCUUUAAGAAAAUGUAAAUCAAUGAGAAAUGUUAAUCAUGAAUCUAUGAUUGAGUCAAUCAAUAGUCCUAGAGAUUAAGAUAUCAGUUUAUUCAAUUUAGUUGAAAUUAAAAGGUUUUGCGAUUUAUUGUAAAUAUAAAGAUAAAAGGAUAAAGCAUUGAAAUAAUAAUAAAAGAGAGAACAUCUAAGAAUAUUGUUAGCAAAGAAAUUUAGAUUGAUUUAUAAUGUAAUGAGAUUAUUACAUCAUCAUGAAAGAGUAAUUUUAGAAAGACAUGAUGAAGGACUCAAGAAGAAAUCUGCUUUUCUUAUCUUUCCAGUAAACUUUGCAUUUAACUAGGGCGAUCCAUCUAGAAGAUUUUGGGAUAUUAUAUUAUUGAUUACCUAUCUCUAAACAGCAAUUUAUUUACCUUUAAGAAUAGCAUUCAUGGAUAAAGGGUCAUCAGGAGUUUAUGAAUUAGACUUAAUAAACGACAUUAUCUAUUGUAUUGAGUAUCUAUCAAUUUAUAUAGUUACAGACAUACUUUGUAUAAUGAGAUCUUGUUACUAUAAUAGAUAAAACGUAUUAGUUCAAAAUUAAUGGUUUAUAUUUUUAAAUUACUUGAAAGGUUGGUUGAUUCCUGACAUUAUAACACUUAUUCCCUUUGAUUCUAUUUAUCAGUAAGUAAUUGUAAAAUAGUUAGUUUACAUGUUUAAUAUCAUAAAUUUCCAAGACUCUUAAGAGUAUUUCGAAUCAACCGUAUUUUUAAAGUGUCCACUUUUCAUUAAAAAAAAAAGUAAUUAUUUAAUAUUAAUAGUUUUUGUUAUUAGUAAUUGGGAAAAUAUUUUUAAUAUAUUUAACUCUUAUUAAUUAAACAUUAUGAAGAUUAUAGUGAAAUUCAUUUAUGGUUUACAUUUAUUUUCUUGUCUUUGGUAUCUAGCAUCAAAUAUCAAUGAUGAACAAUACUUGGUAGAUCAAGAUUACAAAGGACUAAUCAAUUAAAAUUCACAAUAUAUCUAAUGUUUAUUUUGGGCUUUACAAACUAUUUCAACUAUAGGUUAUGGAAAUGAUGCAGCUAAAAAUUAUGCUUAAUAUAUUGUAGCUAUAUUAUGGAUGUUUUUGGGUGCAUCAUUUUAUUGUGUAAUAUUGCUUAAUCUUUCAGAAUGGUUGAAAAAAUUAAAUUCAGAAUGUGUUUAUGUUGAAAUGUAAAAUACUUUGAAAUUAUUUUUCAAAAAGAUUGAAGUCAUUAAAGAAGUGCAAACUAAAGUUUAAUUGUAUUUAGCAUUAAACAUUAAAUAAAAUUAAGCAUGGUCUCUUAGUUUAUAAGAAUGGUUUUAACAUUUACCAAUUAUUAGGCAAAAGGAAAUUACUCUUUAUGUCUCAUAUAUAGAAAUUAUGUAAAUACAUUUUUUUAGACUAAAUCUUAACUUUUCUGUAUCCAUUUUGCCAAAGAUGAUGUUAAUGAAAACUUAAUAAAAUUGUAAAAUUUGGAUUAAAGAUGAAGUAGUUAAUGAAAUUUAUUUUCUAAUUAGAGGUAAAUUAUAAUAUAGAACUCAAUUUGGAAAAGUAUUGUUACAAAUAGAUGAAGGAUCAGUAUUUGGUGAGUAAGAAUAUUUUAAAAAACUCAAGUUUUCAAAAUAACACACUAGAAAAAAUUAUGCUGUUGCUAUUGAAUUAUGUGAAUAUAUCAUUUUAAAUGGAGAUUAUUUCUUUUAAUAAAUGAGUUCAUUUCCAGCUCUACGUUAAUAUUUAGCAAUAGUUGCUCAUAAUAGAGAACAUAGAAUGAAAUCAUAAAUUAUCUAUAAUAGAUUUGAAAGGGAAAGAGAGAUUAUGAAUACAUUAAAACUUGAAAAAAUAAAAGAAACAUGUAAUAUUGAUGUAACAAGAUAUAAAGGAAUGAUUAAACCAUUAAAAUCUAUAAUUUAUGAAACAUAGCAUUCACGAACAUAAUAAGUAUUAGAAUAGCUUAUUCAUAAUCGUAGAAAUAAAAUUGAUAAACUUAUGUAAUAAUUUAAAAAGGUUGUCUAAAUGAUAAUUUUUGCAAAUAAAUUAAUAGAGAAAUAAUCAUUAAAUUUUAGUAAAAUACAUCCAUUGAUGAUGUUUCAAUAAUAAUAAACAUAAACAACUUUGAAAACACAAUCAAAUGAAUCUAGAAUAUUUAUUUCACAAUAAUAAUAAUAAUUCAUUUAAUAAAAUUAUUAGAAUUAAAAUAUUAAGAAAAUUGAAAAAAGUAUAAUAAUUAAAAUGAAAUAAUUUAGUAAUGCAAGCUAUAGAAAACGUAAAUAAUAAAUUAGUAAUAAAAUAUGGAUUCAUAAUUAAAGUUAAAAAUAUAUCUUAUAAUAAAUGUUCAGAGUCAAAUAUUCACGACAUUAAAUUUAAAAUACUUACAGUUUUCAAGAUUAUGUCAUAGAAGUUGAUGAUUUUUCACAUUAUGAAAGAUAAUUGAAAAUUUUUAGAAAUAAUUUUCUAGAAAUUAAGAAUAUGAAAAAAUAACUAAAAAAAUAUAAAGAAUUAUUGAUAAUUUAAAUUGGUGAUUUAGAAAAUGAAUUACUUAAUGUGUAUAAUUAAAUUGAAAAACUAGAAUUAAAAAUGUGA